Messenger RNA from Humulus lupulus (European hop), 1532 nucleotides. RefSeq names its product sucrose-phosphatase 1-like. The transcript is spliced from 8 exons. Lineage: Eukaryota; Viridiplantae; Streptophyta; Magnoliopsida; Rosales; Cannabaceae. Bases 47 to 1195 code for a protein of 382 amino acids. Gene Ontology annotation, molecular function: magnesium ion binding; sucrose-phosphate phosphatase activity. The record is from RefSeq and is a predicted model, not a curated record. Gene Ontology annotation, biological process: sucrose biosynthetic process.
CGGAAUCAGUAUAGAGCUCAGCCAUAGCCACAGCCUGCGAGAACUCAUGAUGGAUCGUCUCAAUGGCUCUGCGCGUCUCAUGAUAGUCUCUGAUCUUGAUUCUACUAUGGUCGACCAUGACGACCCUCAGAACCUCUCUCUUCUCCGCUUCAACGCUCUAUGGGAAGCCUAUUAUCGCCAUGACUCUCUUCUGGUUUUUUCAACUGGAAGAUCCCCCGAUUCUUACCAACUAUUAAGGGCCGAGAAACCCUUGUUAACCCCUGAUAUCACUGUUAUGUCUGUGGGAACUGAGAUUGCCUGUGGUGAAUCUAUGGUGCCCGAUGCUGGCUGGGAGCAGUACCUGAAUCAAAGGUGGGACAGAGACAUUGUCGUGGAAGAAACCUCCAAGUUUCCUGAGCUUCUUCCUCAGUCAGAGAUAGAUCAACGACCUCAUAAGGUUAGCUUUUACGUAGAGAAGGACAAAGCGCUCAAGAUAAUUGGUGUUCUAUCAGAACGUUUGGAGAAACGAGGGUUAGAUGUAAAGAUAAUCUAUAGUAGUGGGAUAGCUUUGGACGUUUUACCAAGAGGUGCUGGCAAAGGACAGGCCCUUGCAUAUCUACUGAAGAAAUUUGAAUCUGAUGGAAAACUUCCUGCCAGUACUCUUGUUUGUGGUGAUUCUGGCAAUGAUGCUGAACUGUUGAGUGUUCCUCAAGUCUAUGGUGUAAUGGUCAGUAAUGCACAGGAAGAACUGUUACAGUGGUAUUCGGAAAAUAUGAGAAAUAAUCCUAGUAUAAUCCAUGCUACUGAGAGAUGUGCAGCAGGUAUCAUACAGGGAAUUGGUAGUUUUUGUCUGGGUCCAAAUGUCUCUCCAAGAGAUAUCAGGGACUUUCAAAAGUGUAAAGUGGAUAUUGUCAACCCUGGUUAUGAAGUCGUAAAAUUUUACUUGUUCUACGAGAGAUGGCGGUGCGCAGAUAUUCAGAAGUCUACACAGCAUAUGCAGAAUUUUAAAUCAGUUUUUCACUCUUCUUGUACUCUGGUCCAUCCCUCGGGAACUGAGCAGCAUAUUCACCAGUGUGUGGAUGAAAUGGAAAGUUUGCAUGGAGACAGGCAGGGAAAGCAGUUUCUGGUAUGGGUAGAUCGAGUGUCCUCGGCACAAAUCGGCUUAGACACUUGGCUUGUGAAGUGCGCUAAAUGGGAGUCACAUGGACUCGAAUAAUAAUGAGGCCGAUCAGGAAAACAAAAAAUGACUCAAAAAUCAGCAUGGCUUGUACAAAGAAAAUACAAAAAAAGCAAGAGUGACCCAAAAUUUACAGUUGAUGAGAAUGGUCUUCCAAAUUCAAUGAAGACUAUUGAUUGGCUUCCCAAUGAUUUGAUUGUGGAUAUAUUAGGUCAUGUUGCUGCUACAUCCAUCUCUGAUUUCUUCAACGCUAAACUAAGUUGGAAAUUGUUCAGUAGAUUAGCCAAAGAUAGUGAUGACUAUAUGUACAACAAACUAUCACUUGAUGAGCUUUCUUGUCACCCACUGGACCUGUAUUUGUGCAAGGAAGCAACUU